AUGAAGAACUAUAUCAAAAGCGUUCUGUCUGCAGACGCUCCUGUUACGGACAAAGAUCUUCUCUACACAUCUACAUCGCAAGAAGGAGUCGCAGGCGAUGUCGAGCUUCGCCAUCUUUCUCACCGCGGUGGGACCGACAAAGCCAAGGGCCUUGACACCAUCGUGAUAACCGAAGACAACUCCUCGGACAACGCCGAUUACGAAACCGGGAAGGGCGGACUAGGCGCCGUUCGCAGCGAAAACCUGGACCCGCUUGCUGAUCAGCUUUCGCAGGUGGCUUUGGACGACGAAUACGCCGGUAUCACAGUCGAGGACGACUCGCCCUACCCUGAAGUGCGUGCAGCCGUGCCAUCCAGUGAUGACACCUCCCUGUGUCAAAACACCCUGCGUAUGUGGACUCUGGGAAUGAUUAUGACCACCAUUGGGUGUGGUUUGAACAUGUUGUUUUCCAUGCACUCGCCUUCUAUUGUCUUGAGUAGUUACGUCACUGCCAUUCUCGCUUGGCCCUUGGGUCGCGCGUGGGACAAGGUAAUGCCCAACAAACGGCUCUUCGGUAAAUGGGGUCCUCAGCUCAAUCCUGGUCCUUUCAACGUCAAAGAGCACGCUUUGAUCACCGCCAUGGGUAACGUGGCUUUCGGAGGUGGUAGUGCCUAUGCUACCGAUAUUCUUCUAUCUAUGAACAAUUUCUACGGGAGAAACUUCGGGUGGGGUUUCAAUCUGCUCGCUACCUGGUCGACCCAAUGUAUCGGGUUUGCGCUUGCAGGUUUAUCGAGAAAAGUCUUGGUGGAUCCAGCAUCCAUGAUAUGGCCAGGUAACUUGGUGUCCUGUACUUUCCUCACCAACAUGCACGUAAACGAGAAUCACGUUGCAAACGGUUGGACAAUCUCUAGACUAAAAUUCUUUUUGAUCGUGUUCAUCUGUGGUUUCGUCUACUACUGGUUUCCUGGAUUUAUCUUCCAAGCGCUGUCCUACUUUGCCUGGAUUACUUGGAUUAAGCCCAAUAAUGUUGUUCUCAACCAGGUCUUUGGUGCUAGCACCGGGCUCGGAUUAUUCCCGCUCACCUUCGAUUGGAAUCAAAUCGCAGGUUACAUUGGAUCUCCUCUGAUCCCACCUGUUGGUGCCAUCUUUUCGAUCCUGCUGUCUAUGAUUGCCAUUUUUUGGAUUGUUGUGCCCGCAGUGCACUAUUCAAACGUGUGGUACGGUAAGUACCUGCCAAUCUCCGAUUCGGCGUCAUACGACAGAUUUCAAAAUGUAUACCAGGUCAAAAAGAUUAUCACGGAAAACUUGUCCUUUGACAAAGCAGCCUAUGAGCAGUACUCUCCUCUGUACCUGUCUGCAGCCUUUGCCAUCUCGUACGGUUUGUCGUUUGCCUCGAUGACUGCUACUAUAAUGCACGCUGCCAUGUUCCAUGGUAGGGAUAUCUGGGCAGCUCUAAGACGGAAAGACGUCGAAAAAGAAGACGUUCAUAAUAGGUUGAUGAAGCAAUACAAAGACGUCCCCCAUUGGUGGUAUGGCAUUGUAUUUUUGGUAUUCUUCGCUUUGGCGGUCGCUACCAUUAGAGCUUGGCCAACAGAAAUGCCUGUUUUCACCUUAAUCAUUGCUUUGAUGAUCGCCGCCUUCUUUUUGCUGCCUGUUGGUAUUAUCUUUGCUGUGACCAACAUUUCCGUUGGUUUGAAUGUCAUUACCGAGUUUAUCAUUGGUUACAUGACUCCGGGCAAACCGAUAGCGAUGAUGUUCUUCAAGACAUUCGGUUACAUCACCAAUUCGCAAGCUAUUUAUUUCGCGCAAGACAUGAAACUGGGACAUUACAUGAAAGUAGCGCCCAGGACUCUAUUCUGGGCACAAAUGAUCGCCACCGUGUGGGGAGCUUUGGUCCAAGUUUGUGUUAUGACGUGGGCCCAAGGAAACAUCAAGGAUAUCUGCACUUCACAGCAGGCUUCACAUUUCACUUGCCCCGGUGCCAAGGUCUUCUUCAACGCCUCUAUCAUCUGGGGUGUUAUUGGUCCUCAAAGAAUAUUUUCUGCUGGUCAGAUCUACAAUAAGUUGAUGUAUUUCUUCAUCUUGGGGGCUGGGCUGCCUGUAAUGAACUGGGCUAUUUUGAAAAAGUGGCCCAACUCCUUGAUCAAGUAUGUCAAUUGGCCAGUGUUUUUCUCCGGUACCGGAUUGAUCCCUCCGGCAACACCCUACAACUACGGUGCAUACUGCAUGGUCGGCAUUGGUUUCGGAUACUUUGUCAAGAAGCGGUUUUUCCACUGGUGGACUAAAUACAAUUACUCGCUGUCAGCUGGGCUGGACAUUUCUCUGGCCUGGUCCUCGCUGAUCGUUUUCGUGACGCUGGGCUUGACGAACACCGAUGCUCCUAGCUGGUGGGGCAACAAUGUCAUCAAUACGUUGGACUACAAUGACGAGGCCAUUCAAAGACCGCUAGCCUCGGGGGAAUCUUUUGGUUUGACAACAUGGUAA
Lachancea meyersii CBS 8951 is the source of this 2463-nucleotide messenger RNA. The record is from the annotation of a GenBank genome assembly. Lineage: Eukaryota; Fungi; Ascomycota; Saccharomycetes; Saccharomycetales; Saccharomycetaceae.